This is a messenger RNA of Klebsormidium nitens, 1227 nucleotides long. The record is from the annotation of a GenBank genome assembly. NCBI's taxonomy places the organism in Eukaryota, Viridiplantae, Streptophyta, Klebsormidiophyceae, Klebsormidiales, Klebsormidiaceae.
AUGUUGCAUCUUCAGGUGCUCCCGAUCCUGGUGUCAGGUCUGUUCCGUUCAAACGGGGUAGACCUCCUCGUGGAAUGGGCGGUGGCUUUGGUGGACUGGGUUCAGGCGACCUUUUGGCUCGAAAAGGGCAUCCACAACGAGGAUACCCUAAAGGAGUCCGACCGUCUGCUCCGCCUUUUUGACGACAAGUGCACCGCGAUCGCCGGCCUGCAGAAUUCGGCGUGGAACUUCCGCAAGUAUCACGACCUCUCCAAGUUCACUGCCACCGUUCGGCGCCUAGGGGCCACUCGCUGGACAUCCACGGAGAGGGGAGAGCACGAGCACCACUGGGUCAAGAUUUGGUGGUCCAGCAUGAACGGGAGGAAUGUUGACGAAGCGAUGUUCGAAGCGUGGCUUCGUGCGAUCGCCCUGGACACUAUCGAGGCCCAGCGAGCGCAGAUUGCGGAGGUGGUCCGACAGAGAGGCGCUUACGACAGCGCGAUCAUGAAGGCCAUUAACGGCGACGAAAACAUGCUUCCGCUGAAGUAUCGGUUUGCCGCGUUCUGGUCUAACAUGCUGGUGGACGUGAACUCGCCUACAGACAUGAUUUUUGACGGUCACAAACAACGAGUCGCGUUCCUGCAACUGCUGCGGGCCCAGCCGCUCUUACGCAAGCUUCCCGCUGCUUUGGGCACCCACUUCGCCGAACACGUCGGCAACUUGACGGGCGCCGCUCUCCGCCGCCUCAAUCCACUCCAAUACCUUCGCUCGAAGCACAACAUCGAUCCACGAGUGCACAUCGUGUCUUCCUGCUACAUCGUCCCGCACGCGGGUGGCCGCGGGAGGGUGCAAGCGGCGCAGGCUAUCCCCAGCUUCCACGGCCGACCGAUCUUCAGUGACGUGGCUGUGGAGGGCGCAAACAGCAGAACCGGGGCCAAAGAAAUUUGGUACGGUCGAGCUAUGGUGUUCUUCAAAGCACGCCACCGGGUACUCGAGUGGGAUGAGAACGAGCAGCAGUCAGUGUGGAAACCCAUAGAGCAUCACCUCGUUUUCCUCAGGUGGUUUAGGGUCACGGGCUGGAGGGACGCCGUGAAUUGCGACAUUGUACAGUGGGAGGCCACGCGGCGCAAGGAGCCGAGCGUUGCCGUCGAGCCGAUAGAGUCGCUCAUAUUGGUCGAAAUGAUGCUUCCUAAAAAGUCGCAAACGCGAGGCCAGGAACUCCGGUACCGAAACAAGUUUUACAGGUAG